Messenger RNA from Peromyscus maniculatus bairdii (prairie deer mouse), 3822 nucleotides. RefSeq names its product ARF like GTPase 3 (gene Arl3). Lineage: Eukaryota; Metazoa; Chordata; Mammalia; Rodentia; Cricetidae. The record is from RefSeq and is a predicted model, not a curated record. Gene Ontology annotation, molecular function: GTPase activity; GTP binding.
GCAGAACCCCGCCCCAUCCCGCUGCUCCGCUCCUCCGCUGCGUGCCAGGGACGUCAGGGGCGGCGCCGCAGCAGUUACCCCUGGUAACGGGGGAGGCAGAAGGAGGAGGAGGCGGAGGCGGAGGAGGAGGAGGAGGGACUCGGCUUGAGGAUGGGCUUGCUCUCUAUUUUGCGCAAAUUGAAAAGUGCACCAGACCAGGAGGUGCGAAUCCUUCUCCUGGGCUUGGACAAUGCCGGCAAGACGACCCUGCUGAAGCAGCUUGCAUCUGAAGACAUCAGCCACAUCACACCUACACAGGGUUUUAACAUCAAAAGUGUACAGUCACAAGGGUUUAAACUGAAUGUAUGGGACGUUGGCAGACAGAGGAAAAUCAGGCCAUACUGGAGGAGCUAUUUUGAAAAUACGGAUAUUCUUAUAUAUGUAAUUGACAGCGCAGACAGAAAAAGAUUUGAAGAGACGGGUCAGGAACUAACAGAAUUACUGGAGGAAGAAAAGCUGAGUUGUGUGCCCGUGCUCAUCUUUGCUAACAAGCAGGACCUACUCACGGCAGCCCCCGCCUCCGAGAUCGCAGAAGGGCUGAAUCUACACACCAUCCGGGACCGGGUCUGGCAGAUCCAGUCCUGCUCAGCUCUCACAGGCGAGGGCGUCCAGGACGUGCAACCGUACUGUGAGGACUGGUCCGUACUGCUCCAGGACAUAGAUUCCCGCCUUGCCACGUGGAUGGCAUGAACUGGGUCUGCAAGAACGUCACCGCGAAGAAGAAAUAGUCUAGAGCCGUGGAGCUGCAGGAGCUGUAGGAGCCGCGUUUGGCCCGAAGAGCACUGGUCUGCUGUUUUCUGACCAAAUGCUUUUUCAUCUGCACAGCGGCCGCUGUGUGACGAGAGGGACAAGAGCUUCCGAAGAACCCCUCUCCAGCCGUAGGUUUUAACUGAUCUCCAAGGUUCAGUAUCGUUUUUCAAAUAAAGGAAUUAUAUUAUUUCCUCUGCUUAAUUGCGAUAGUAUUAAAUGUCUCAGAGCACAUGAUCAGGAAAGGGUAAGAGCUUGCGCUGCAGUUUAGACAAUUCCAGUGAGCUUUUUGUAAAAAAAAGAAAAAAAGGAAGAAGAAGCUGCUGCUUGCGCUGCGUCCCUUUAUUUACUGACCUGUCCCUUCACUCCCUUCGGGUUUGGAAACCACAUGCCUGGCGGUGCUGGGCAGAGAUUUGAUUUUUUUUUUUUUGUCCUCAUCCCCAACAGCCAGGGCUUUAGUCUAUCCAGCAGGACGCUGCUUGGGGAGGCAAAGGAUAGCACAUGAUGAAACCAUCUUGUCAGGUAGGUAAGACACUGGAUGUAAUCCCCACUUUAUGGGCAGAAGAAAAAAAUCCUUGCAAACAGGUCACUACAGAAACAUCCCCACUCCAGCCCCCCAGCCCUCACCCCUGCCAGCCAUGCACGGCAGCAGAUUCUUAUGACUUUUGACUGUAAUGACAUCUGGAAUGUAAGAAGAGGUGGGAGGUUUAAUUCCAGAAAAAUUACAAGGUCCUUAAAAAGCCCUCACUCACAUGGAGAGCUCAGGCUAGCGUAAACAGGCUUUCUCCAGCUCAGUGGAGCAGGGCCAGUCGACUCCAGGUUCGCCGCCGACUUCUCCACUGCAGUCCUGUAGAGGGGAUUUCUAAAGCUCAAAGAAUUCUGUGUUUAAAUGAUCACAAUAGGCCGAUGCUAUCAGAUUUUAAAAAUAAAUGCAGCUUUGCCAUGAACCUGCUCCACUGAGAAAAGCCAGGCGGAUCGAUUUUGAGAAGAGAUCAAUUUUUACAGUGCGGGCACUCGGUGGUGUGGGAAGCUCCCGGAUGGGAAGCAUCUGCUGCAGGGAACAUGGGGUGUGAUCGCAGGGGUUGUGCCCAGAGAAGCCACUCACCCCGUGCUGGUCUCCUCUGCUUCUUUCCAGCAAAACAUGUUGGCUGAUAGGGAACGGUGCAGAAGCCCUGCCCUUCCCCCAUUGCAAAAGGAGCGCGUCUCCCUGAGCCCUCAGAAAUCCCAGCCUCAAACCCCAAAAGCAGGCCAGAGCAUCGCCUGCUCCUGAAUUAAACUCUGUUCUGGGCAUGAGCUCAGGGCUUUUCAGAGAAUAAAUAAGAGACUAUCCAAUGCCUGGUAGGUCCAAGGAGGCCAGCUGCCUUCUCAUCCUGGGAGGUGGCCCUUUCCAAGUCCCCCGUGAUGUGUGAGCUAACAGAAAGUGCCACAGAAGCCCCUGCCCCAUGGUACCCAGCUAUUCUGGACUCUGGGGAGGGAGAAGCUUGUAGAGUUUGAAAGGCAGCUGAGAUGAAAAGUCUGACAAAGCCUGGGAGAGUGGUGGCUGUGGUAGCCGCGGACAGGCCUGUGAGGGCUUGCAAGACAAAAGAAGAAGAAGAUGAGGGGGUUAAACCUAGGCUAGUUAGGCCUGCCACCUCUUCCAGCGACUUCUCUGAUUUGAAGGGUGGCAGACAGAGCUAUAAGGAAUCAGAAAAGCCCUUUCUCCAGCCUCCAGAUGGAGCUUUGGCCUUGAGACUUGCUCUUCCUUCCAAAUAGUGCCCCCAGGAUGUUAUCUGAAGGGCUGCAUGCCUGCUUUGAGGUCUAGUUUUGGAAUGCUGCAGCGGGGACUUUGACUCUGGAAGAGCAGGAUCUGUAAAAGGUGUUUGGUCUCUUAGCACCAACUGAAGGAACUGUUCUAAAGAGCAGCUGUCCCCAGGCCCCAGCUAGCGGGCAGAGCUGCUUGCUCUGCUCUGAUGGCAGCCGCUGUGAAUGUCCACAUUGCUUUUCAGCCAGAGACACCAGAGACAACUGUGGUUGUCACAGGCUUUCAUCUUGCCUGUGAACCCUGUUGAACCCUCCGGGGGCUCGGGAUAGAUGAGAGGAGCCUGGAAAAUGCAGAGUUUGAAAGCUCCCAUUUGUAAAAACAAAAUGUUUGUGAAGUCCCCUUUCCUCUGUACGGUGCCACCCGUGCCCCUGUGGCCAUGACCAGAGGACAGAUUCUGAAUCUGGAAAGGGGAUCCCCCAGCCCCGUGCCUCCCCCAUCCCAGUGAGCCCUGGUAAGACUUUUGCUCUGCGCACCAUUGCGUCUGAAUGUGCAGGGGGCGAGGGCUGAGGCCAGAGGGCAGGCAAAGUCCACAGUGUCUACUAAACCAGUUGUGGGAAAAACUGAGCCCUCCUCCCACCCUCCCCGUGUGGCUGCUUUUGGCUGGAUUCCCUUCGCCCAGUGCAGUACACCCUUUCCCCUUCGCUCUCCCUUGGUUACUAUGGAAACAAGGGUGUCAUUGAUGUGGGCUGAGCUGGGGAACAUGUCGGCGCAGCUGAAAGUCAGCGAUUAUGCCGGCGCUUAGCUCGGCCCGGUAGAAAAGUCCGCAGCCUGAGAUGCUGCACACAAGGACGAUCUUGCCAGCGUCCGCCCUCCUCCUCCUCCUCCUCCUCCUCUGUCCCCUGGCUUUGACGAUUUCUUUAUGCCCCUCCGGACUAAAGUGGUGGCUAUUUUUAAUGCCACUCUGUGCCCCACCCUCACUGUUGGCCGCUCCUUUUCCGGCCUGGCCUGGAGGGUGACACCAUGUCACCCUCACCAGGACCCAGGCCUCCAUUCCCAUCUGCAGUAUGCUUUGAUUCCCCUUCCUCUCCUUCUCGGGACGCUUCUUCCUUUAUUUUUAGCUCUGCUCUCCAUGUGGUUUCAGGGUUCAGUGUGAUCCAUCGAAAGGUUCUUUUUUUAUAGUCCCUUUUGAAAAUGAUAAUCAAAGGAAGGGACGUGGUGUUUGGUCAUGUGGAAAGCUCAAUGUAUAAUUUAGACGUCUGUCAAAACUGCGACAAAUAAAAUGUAGCUGAAAUGAA